CACGCCGCACUCGGGCUCCCUGCGCCGCCGCCGCUCACCUUCGCGCCCGCCCAGCGCCACCAUGAACUCGCUCUUCAAGAAGAGAAACAAAGGCAAAUACAGCCCUAAGGUGCAGACCCGGAGCAUCUCCAACAAGGAGCUCUCGGAGCUGAUCGAGCAGCUGCAGAAGAAUGCUGACCAGGUGGAGAAGAACAUCGUGGACACUGAGGCCAAGAUGCAGAGUGAUCUGGCCCAGCUGCAGGAGGGUCGGCAGCCCGAGUACCAGGACGUGGCCCUGCAGAAGGUGUCAGACUCAGAAAAGCUGCUAUAUGUGCUGGAGGCGGAUGCAGCCAUCGCCAAGCACAUGAGGCAUCCCCAAGGGGACAUGAUCGCUGAGGACAUCCGCCAGCUGAAGGAGCGCGUGACUAACCUCUGCAGGAAACACAAGCAGAUCUACACCCUGGCUGUGAAGGAGGUGGACCCACAGGUCAACUGGGCAGCACUGGUGGAGGAGAAGCUGGACAAGCUCAGCAGCCAGAGCUUUGAGACAGAGCUGCCACUGGUGGACCAGCAAGUGGAGCAGCACAACAUCUUCCACAAUGAGGUCAAGGCCAUCGGGCCCCACCUGGCCAAGGACGGGGACAAGGAGCAGAACAGCGAACUACAGGCCAAGUACCAGAAACUGCUGGCGGCAUCGCAGGCACGGCAGCAGCACCUGAAUUCGCUGCAGGAUUACAUGCAGCGCUGCACCAAUGAGCUGUACUGGCUGGACCAGCAGGCCAGGGGCCGCAUGCAAUACGACUGGAGCGACCGCAACCUCGACUACCCCAGCCGUCGUCGCCAGUACGAGAAUUUCAUCAACCGGAACCUAGAGGCCAAAGAGGAGAGAAUCAACAAGCUGCACAGUGAGGGUGACCAGCUCCUAGUGGCUGAGCACCCCGGGAGGAACUCCAUUGAGGCGCACAUGGAAGCUGUGCAUGCAGAUUGGAAGGAGUACCUGAACCUGCUCAUCUGCGAGGAGAGCCACCUGAAGUACAUGGAGGACUACCACCAGUUCCAUAAAGACGUGAAGGAUGCUCAGGAGCUGCUGCGCAAAGUGGACUCCGACCUAGAUCAGAAAUACAGCCCCGACUUCAAGGACCGAUACCAGAUCGAGCUGCUGCUGCGGGAGCUGGACGACCAGGAGAAGGCUCUGGACAAGUACGAGGACGUGGUGCGGGGGCUGCAGAAGCGAGGGCAGCAGGUGGUGCCCCUCAAGUACCGCCGGGAGACGCCGCUCAAGCCCAUCCCCGUGGAGGCGCUCUGUGACUAUGAGUGUGAUGAGGGCCUGAUCUCUCGGGGCUACAGCUACACUCUGCAGAAGAACAAUGGGGAGAGCUGGGAGCUCCUGGACGGUGCCGGGAACAAGAUCACGGCUCCAGCUGUCUGCUUCAUGAUCCCCCCCACCGACCCUGAGACCCUGGCUCUGGCUGACAGCCUGGGCAGCCAGUACCGGAGUGUGCGGCACAAGGCGGCUGGGAGCAAGCGCGCGCUCCAGCAGCGGCACGAGGUCCUGAAGGCGGAGAACCCUGGAGCAGAUGCCUCUGACCUGCAGGGGCGGCAGCUGCUGGCUGGCUUGGACAAGGUGGCCAGCGACCUAGACCGGCAGGAGAAGGCCAUCACAGGGAUCCUGCGGCCACCGCUGGAGCAGGGCCGGGCUGUGCAGGACAGUGCCGAGAGGGCCAAGGACCUCAAGAACGUCACCAACGAGCUGCUGCAGAUUGAGCCCGAGAAGGCGCAGAGCAUGGCCGAGUGCGAGGCCUUUGUCCAGGCCUUCCCGGGCAGUGGCACUGCCCCCUUGCUGAGGACCCGGCUGAAGGACACCAACCACAAAUAUGAGCACCUGGUGCAGCUGCUGGACUCGGCCCAGGAGAAGGUGGGUGUGGCCAACCACCUGGAGAAGAGCCUGCAGCAGGGCCGGGAGCUGCUGGCCAUGCACGAGAACCAGCUGGCCCAGGAUAACACAGUGCCUGAGAGCGGCCACGCCCUGGACAGCAAGAGGCAGGAGCUGGCGGCCAUGGCCUCUGAGCUGCAGGCCCAGAAGUCCCUCCUGGGUGAGGUGGAGAGGAACCUGCAGGCAGUCAAGCAGUGCUCGAGCACGCUGGCCAGCCGCUUCCAGGAGCACUGCCCCGACCUGGAGCGCCAGGAGGCCGAGGUGCACAAGCUGGGCCAGCGCUUCGACAACCUGCGCCAGCAGGUGGACCACAGGGCCCAGAGCCUGCAGAGUGCCAGGGCUGCCUACGACACUUACUGCAGCGGCCGUGACCGAGUGCUCCAUUUCCUGUCCAGCAUCCCCAGCUACGAGCCCCGGGAGACAGACAGCCUCAGCCAGAUGGAGACCAAGCUGAACAAUCAGAAGAAUCUGCUAGAUGAGAUAUCAAGUAAAGAACAGGAAGUACACAAGGUCUGUACCAACUCCCAGCAGUACCAGCAGGCUGUAAAGGACUACGAGUUAGAAGCAGAGAAACUACGGUCACUUCUUGACUUGGAGAAUGGAAGGAACGUGAGCAAGAGGGCCAGACUCCAGUCUCCUGCCACCAGAGUGAAGGAGGAGGAAGCGGCUCUGGCUGCAAAGUUCACUGAAGUUAAUGCCAUCAACAGACAGAGGCUGCAGAAUCUGGAGUUUGCUCUGAAUCUCCUGAGACAGCAGCCGGAGGCAGAAAUGACCCAUGAGACACUGCAAGGGAGCAAGCCGGGGUCCAGGGUGGAAGAGACAUGGAAGAUUCAGAAGGAGCUGGAUGAGGAGAGCGAGCGGAGGCAGCAGCUGGAGAAUGAGGUCAAGAGCGCCCAGGAGGAAAUCUGGACACUGCAGAACCAGAGGCCUCAGGAGUCGGUGGUGAGGAAGGAGGUGCUGAAGAAGGUACCAGAUCCUGUGCUGGACGAGAGCUUCCAGCGGCUGCAGCAGACCCUGGCGGAGGAGCAGCAUAAGAACCAGCUGCUGCAGGAGGAGCUGGAGGCACUGCAGCUUCGGCUGCGUGCCCUGGAGCAGGAGACCAGGGAUGGGGGGCAGGAGUAUGUGGUCAAGGAGGUCCUGCGCAUUGAGCCUGACAGAGCCCAGGCGGACGAGGUCCUGCAGCUCCGGGAGGAGCUGGAGGUGCUGAGGCGGCAGAAGAGCGCCCGGGAGGCAGAGGUGCUCCUGCUGCAGCAGCGUGUGGCUACUCUAGCUGAGGAGAAGAGCCGGGUGCAGGAGAAGGUCACCGAGAAGGAGGUGGUGAAGCUGCAGAAUGACCCUGAGCUGGAGGCGGAGCACCGGCAGCUGCAGGAGGAGCACCAGCGGGAGGGCGCGCUCAGGGAAAAGCAAGAGGAGGAGCUGCACUUCCUCCAGGACAAGCUCAAGAGGCUGGAGAAGGAGCGGGCCAUGGCAGAGGGCAAGAUCACCGUCAAGGAGGUGCUCAAGGUGGAAAAGGACAUGGCCACCGAGAGGGAGGUCAGCAACCUCACCUGCCAGUACGAGGAUGAAGCCGCCAAGUUUCGUGCCAGCCAGAGGGAGAAGACCGAGCUGCUCCGAAAGAUAUGGGCCUUGGAGGAAGAAAAUGCCAAAGUGGUGGUGCAGGAGAAAGUGCGGGAGAUCGUGCGGCCAGACCCCAAGGCAGAGAGCGAGGUGGCCAACCUCCGCCUGGAGCUUGUGGAGCAGGAGCGGAAAUACAGGGGAGCCGAGGAGCAGCUUAAGAGCUACCAGAGCGAGCUGGAGGCCCUCAGGAGGCGGGGCCCCCAGGUCGAAGUCAAAGAAGUGACCAAGGAAGUCAUUAAGUACAAGACCGACCCUGAGAUGGAGAAAGAGCUUCAACGGCUCCGGGAGGAGAUCUUCGACAAGACCAGACUGAUCGAAAGGUGUGAUUUAGAGAUCUACCAGCUGAAGCAGGAAAUCCAGUCCCUGAAAGACACCAAGCCUCAGGUCCAGACCAAAGAGGUGGUCCAGGAGAUCCUCCAAUUCCAGGAAGACCCCCAAACCAAACAGGAAGUGGAGUCUCUGAGGGCAAAGCUGUCAGAAGAACAGAAGAAGCAAGUGGAUCUGGAAAGGGAGAGGGCUGCCCAGGAAGAGAAGAUCCAGCAGAAGGAGGAGGAGCUCUCGCAGGUGAAGGAAAGAGUGGUGCAGCAGGAGGUGGUCAGGUACGAGGAGGAGCCGGGCCUGCAGGCCGAGGUGAGCGCCUUCACAGAGAGCAUCGACAUGGAGCUGCAGCACAUCGACAAGCUGCGUGCUGAGCUGCGGCGCCUGCAGCGCCGGCGUGGGGAGCUGGAGCGGCAGCUGGAGGAGCUGGAGCGUGAGCGGCAGGCACGCAGGGAGGCUGAGCGCGAGGUGCAACGCCUGCGGCAGCAGCUGGCCACACUGGAGCAGGAGGAGGCUAAGGCCCAUGAGAAGGUGACCCGCAAGCAGAAGGUGGUCCUGCAGCAGGACCCCCAGCAGGCCAGGGAGCACACCCUGCUCAAGCUGCAGCUGGAGGAAGAGCAACACCGGCGGCAGCUGCUGGAAGGUGAGCUCGAGACCCUGAGAAGGAAGCUGGCCACCCUGGAGAAGGCUGAGGUCAAGGAGAAGGUGGUCUUCUCUGAGAGCAUCCAGGUGGAGAAAGGCGACACUGAGCAAGAGAUCCAGAAGCUCAAGAAGAGCCUGGAGGAGGAGAGCCGAAGGAAGAGGGAGCUGGAUGCCGAGAUCAGUCAGCUGGAAGCCAAGUUAUCCGAGCUGGAAUUCCAUAACUCCAAGUCAUCCAAGGAACUGGACUUCUUGAGGGAAGAAAACCACAAAUUACAGCUGGAGCGACAAAACCUGCAGCUCGAGACCCGAAGGCUCCAAUCGGAAAUUGAAAUGGUAGCAACAGAAACAAGAGACUUGAGGAACACGAUGGCAGUGGAUGCAGGGUCCAACCUUGACUCCAGACUGUCAUCCCUGGAGAGAGAGCUGGAUGACCUCAAGAGGCUCUCCAAGGACAAAGAUCUUGAGAUUGAUGAGCUGCAGAAGCGCCUGGGCUCCGUGGCCAUCAAGAGGGAACAGAGGGAGAACCAUCUGCGACGCUCCAUUGUGGUCAUUGACCCCGACACAGGCCGCGAGCUGUCCCCCGAGGAAGCCCACCGGGUUGGACUCAUCGACUGGAACAUGUUUGUGAAACUCAGAAGCCAGGAGUGUGAUUGGGAGGAGAUAUCCAUGAAGGGUCCCAAUGGGGAGUCUUCAGUGAUACAUGACAGGAAGUCUGGCAAGAAGUUCUCCAUUGAGGAGGCCCUGCAGAAUGGCAGGCUGACCCCUGCUCAGUAUGACCGCUACGUAAACAAGGAUAUGUCCAUUCAGGAGCUAGCAGUCUUGGUGUCAGGACGCAAGUAGGCACAGCCCUCUAUCAGUCUCUUCUGGGAGGCAGGUGGCUGGCCCUGGUGCAGGCUCUAAUCUGUGCCGAGCCAAGCAUCUGAUCCACACCCUCGCUGUUAGGCUGCUUAGAGUGCAAUUCACAUAUGAGUGGACAGGCACUGGCUGCAGACAGGCAACUAUCAUCUGGACUGUCAUUUGGCCUGGGGGAAGGACCCGCUUCAUCCUCUCAUCUGACAACCCCAAUGCCCCUCUCUUUUCUCCCUUUUCCAAUACACUCCCAUCAACAGAUUCCCGUGUGAUAACCUGAAAACAAUCGGAAAACUACUAAAGCAUGAGAUGACCAAGGUGGACAAGCCUCCCAGUGCAGAAUGGGCCUGAGCAUACCAGACGGUGGACUCCAGGCCGGAAGGGCCACCCUUCUGCCACCUUGUCAUUCAUUCAUCAAAGGCCUGCCCACCGGGGCUGCUGCCCCACAUUGACACCCCAUCUACAUUUCUAGUUGAGAACCGACUCUCCAUCAGAGAGGCCUCCUCAGUAGCUACUCUGCUCAUGAGACAGAUUUGGGCUCUGUGCCAGAAAAGACACACAGAAACCAGAAGUGUCUGGCCCUGGUGCUAGAGUGGAUGCAAAUUGUCAACCAGAUUAUCCCCGGAAAACACACCAUCAGAGAAUGUUUCAUGGUUAUGAAAUUAAAAUACUUCGAUAGUGGAUUGUGUUGCUGUUAGCCUUAGUUUCAGUGCCUUACAGGUCUUGCUUAUUCUCUCAUUGGUAUUUAGGUAUACAAAAGUUGAUUAUUCACUAAAUGAAUUUCUGAUUCUCUGUAUCUCACGUAUUAUGUAAGAAAAUGGGAAGGGAUAGGGAACUUUACAGCAUGAAAAUAAAAACCUGGUGGCUUGAUUCUAA
Messenger RNA from Cynocephalus volans (Philippine flying lemur), 6214 nucleotides. It is a transcript of the gene PPL, whose product is annotated as periplakin. Gene Ontology annotation, molecular function: cadherin binding; structural molecule activity. Gene Ontology annotation, biological process: wound healing; intermediate filament cytoskeleton organization. The transcript has 22 exons. The coding region runs from base 62 to 5329 and encodes 1755 amino acids. The record is from RefSeq and is a predicted model, not a curated record. Gene Ontology annotation, cellular component: membrane; cytoplasm; intermediate filament. NCBI's taxonomy places the organism in Eukaryota, Metazoa, Chordata, Mammalia, Dermoptera, Cynocephalidae.